CACAUCCACUUUGACCAGGCCUCCCACACCUGCCGGCACCCUCUGCCGUGACUCCUCGGGUCGACACAGCACAGCAAUCAUGAAGCUGCAACUGCCAAACCCCAGGCUGGAAGACAGGAUAUACUCCUAUGAUGAGCUAGAAAAGAUGGAGAAGGAAGAAGCUGGCGACAGACCCAAAUGGGACAACAAGGCCCAGUACAUGCUGACCUGCAUUGGCUUCUGCGUGGGAUUAGGAAAUGUGUGGCGAUUCCCUUAUCUGUGCCAGAGCCAUGGAGGAGGGGCCUUCAUGAUCCCUUUUCUGAUUCUUCUGGUCUUCGAAGGCAUUCCCCUGUUGCACUUGGAGUUUGCGAUUGGACAGCGUCUGAGGAAAGGCAGCGUGGGAGUUUGGAAUGCUAUCCACCCUUACCUGGGAGGCGUUGGUAUUGCAUCCAUGAUGGUCUCCUUCCUGGUGGGGUUAUAUUAUAACACCAUUAUCGCAUGGGUGAUGUGGUAUUUCUUCAAUUCCUUCCAGGAGCCUCUUCCAUGGAGCCAAUGUCCACUCAAUGAGAACAAAACAGGUUAUAUUAAAGAAUGUGCCGACUCAUCCCCUGUGGAUUACUACUGGUACCGGGAGACACUGAACAUCUCUACCAAGAUCGAUGACAGCGGCAGCGUCCAUUGGUGGCUCCUACUCUGCCUGGCAUGUGCAUGGGCUGUGCUUUAUGUCUGCUGCAUAAGAGGCAUUGAAACAACGGGAAAGGCAGUUUACAUCACUUCAACGCUUCCUUAUUUGGUGCUGACGAUAUUCCUCAUCAGAGGUUUAACUCUUAAAGGAUCAGUCAAUGGUAUCAUCUACCUUUUCACCCCUGAUAUUGAUGAACUGGCCAACCCUGCAACGUGGCUGGACGCAGGCGCUCAGGUGUUCUACUCGUUCUCAUUGGCCUUUGGGGGCCUCAUCUCCUUUUCAAGCUACAACUCUGUUCACAACAAUUGUGAAAGAGAUGCAGUCAUCAUUUCAGUCAUUAAUGGCUUCACAUCUAUUUACGCUGCUACGGUUAUUUACUCCAUCAUUGGUUUCCGGGCAACUGAAAGAUACGACGACUGCAUAAGCGGAAAUAUUGUGAGCCUUUUGAAUACUUUUAAUUUACCUGACGGCAACAUCACAGAGGCCACCUAUGAACAAGCCUUGCAGUCAUUGAACAGCACCUUCCCCACUGAGCUUUCCAACCUGAAUCUACCAACCUGUAACAUGGACAAAUUCCUGAGUGAUGGUGUUGAAGGCACUGGCUUAGCCUUCAUCGUCUUCACAGAAGCCAUCACAAAGAUGCCGAUAUCCCCACUUUGGUCCAUUCUGUUCUUCAUCAUGCUCUUCUGUCUGGGGCUCUCCUCCAUGUUUGGCAACAUUGAAGGAGUCCUGGUGCCAAUGCAGGAUCUGAAGAUUUUUCCAAAAUCAUGGCCCAAGGAAGCAAUCACUGGUACCAUUUGUCUGGGCUGUUUCCUGCUUGCUAUAAUCUUUGUACAGUCGUCUGGAAACUACUGGCUCGCCCUGUUUGAUUCCUUUGCUGGGUCGAUUCCUUUAUUAAUUAUUGCUUUCUGCGAGAUGGUUGGGGUUGUGUACCUGUAUGGAAUUGACAGAUUUAAUAAAGAUAUUGAAUUCAUGAUUGGCCACAAGCCCAACAUAUUCUGGCAAGCCACCUGGAGGGUGAUCAGUCCCCUCAUCAUGCUCUUCAUCUUCCUGUUUUAUUUUGUGACAAAAGUCAACCAAGAACUGCUGUAUAUCGCAUGGGACCCAGAAUAUGUGAAUUUUCCCACCCUGAAGGAACUGGGCUACCCCAGCUGGGUUUACGUCAUUAUUUUCAUCUUGGCUGGAAUUCCAAGUCUCUCCGUUCCCAUCACUGCCAUUUUCAAAUGGAUUCAUAAUCGGUGCAGAAAGGGAGAGGACCACACAAACCUCAUGACAGUCUCUUCAGUGGUAUCUAUGAAGCAGGUGACUGGAGAUAUAUAAAAUUUCACAAUGAACUGAGAACAGCCAUCUUUGUUUAACACGAGUGGAGAAAACAUCCUCUGCAUGUAUAACAUAGAUCUGCACAGAGGGGAAGUUUCAAGGACAAGCUAAAGUUCAUUUUCUUGUUCCGGGAGAGCAAACAAAGCCCUUCCGUUUAUGAACUCCUAUUUAGUAACUGCUGAGAGACGUUAAAGAGGCGCCGUGUCUCCCUCACGCCCUGGGCAGACCAAAAUAUCUGUUUAGGGGUACCGUUAUCCCACCCAUUUUGCAGAAUUUCCCAUCUUUUUUUUUUCCUCCUAAACUAAAAGUCCUGGAAAUAAACUGUUUACAGAAAUAUUUAUUAAAUUUGCACUUUCUGGGUUGAUAGAUUACACAAGUUUUCUUUUUUAUAUUCUCGCUUUGCAUUUAUUGAAAAUCCCUAAUGUUCAGUCGGAACUUGUUUAAUUAGAAGUGGGUAAGAUAUUUCAUGUCGGACUGUAAGGAUGUAUUUUGUUGGUUUGUCGUUUUUUUCACGUUGUCUUAAAACUGAG
This is a messenger RNA of Erpetoichthys calabaricus (reedfish), 2514 nucleotides long. RefSeq names its product sodium-dependent neutral amino acid transporter B(0)AT1-like. Gene Ontology annotation, cellular component: plasma membrane. Gene Ontology annotation, biological process: sodium ion transmembrane transport. The coding region runs from base 80 to 1984 and encodes 634 amino acids. The record is from RefSeq and is a predicted model, not a curated record. Lineage: Eukaryota; Metazoa; Chordata; Cladistia; Polypteriformes; Polypteridae. The transcript is spliced from 12 exons.